AUGUCAACAAAUCCUCAUUUACCACUAAAACCUGUCGGAACUCCUAGUAUGAAAAAACAUUUAAAAGAUGUAGAAGUAUCUGGUAGUGAUAAUGAUGCUCACGAUCUAACUUCUUCAAAAAUAAAAUCCCCAACCAUACCAGUUGUAAAACCUCCUUUACCACCAAAACCUGCCAAGACUCCUAGCAUGAAAAAAUAUUUUAAAGAUAUAGAUGUAUCUGGUAGUGGUAUGGAUGUUUAUGAUAAAACUUCUUCAAUAUUAAAAUCGCCAACUUCACCAACCGUAAAACCUCCUUUACCGCCAAAACCUGUCAGGACUCCUAGCAUGAAAAAGCAUUUAAAAGUAUCUGGUAGUGGUAGGGUUGCUCAUGUAAUUUCAGGGGAUGAAGAAGAUGAUGUUGACAGCUUUUCUUCAGAGGAUGAUGGCGACAAUUACAUAGAAAGAAUUGGAAGGUCAUUAUCAUCUUUAAAUGUACCACACAUACCUCGUCAACGUUCAUCUUCUGCUUCUAGAUCAAGAAGAAGGCGAGCAACAUUGUCAGACUCAUAUACAACUGAUUCACAUACAGAUGAAGAUAGUUCUUAUUCUUCUCGCACAAUAUCUCCGUUAACCUCUGCCACCUCAUUCUUCAACACGAUAUCAUCACCUUUAUCAAUGCCAACUUUAUUUUAUAGAAAGACAAAAAUGAUAAGCUUAGUUCCUGAAGGAGCUGUUGAUCCAAAUAAUUUGGUACCUGCCGCUGCAAUGAUGGAUCUGGACAAUAGUAAUCAAGCACCAAUCUCGCCAACUACUCAGCUUAACGAUCAUAUUCCUGAAAUUCCUGCUCCUCCUCUUAUAACGCAGCAUACUCGAUUGAAACAAAAAAUAAAAACGCUGGAAACGAAAAUAUCCGAGUAUCGAGAUCAAGAGAUUGAAGAUCCAUUGUCUGAAUUUACGACCGAGGAAAUAAAAGAAACGAUAGAUAAAUAUGUAACGACUGUUGCGGGGCUUAAACGAUCAAUCACAUUGUACAGAGAAAUUAUAUAUAAAGUUGCAUCUGACCCUGAUAUUUUGGAGUUUGCUCCACAUAUGAUAGCUUAUCAAUUGACAUUAAUUGAUUCUGCUAUUUUUCUAGAAAUUGAUCCUCAUUCACUGUUAGCUCAUUCCACAAAAAAUCCUGAUCCAAAAAUAAUAGCAUCCACGGAUUUUUUUAAUUAUUUAACACGUAUUGUAGAAUGUUCUAUUUUGUCACCGGUUGAAGCCUCUUCCAGAGCAUUGGUUAUACAUCAUUGGGUUAAAGUGGCGGCUAAAUUACACGAAUUGCAUAAUUUUCAAACUUUAAAGGCUAUCCUUUCAGCUUUAGGUACGCCACCAAUAAAAAGAUUGAAGAGGACAUGGACAUGUAUCCCAAAAAAAAGUAUGGUGAAAUUAGAUUCGUUAAAUGAAAUGAUGAGUGAGUCUAGUAAUUAUGAAAAAUAUCGAGAGACAAUACAACCUGAAAUAUUUUCAAGAAAACCUAUUGUACCAUUUUUGGGAACAUUCAUAAUGGAUGCAACAUAUUUAUCAGCAGCUAUAAGAAACUCAGCGUCAUCAUCCAUCAAUUCACCAUUGAUUUCACUUUCCAUGACUAGCACCACCACCAACAGCGAUGAUUCUGAUAGUGGUAAUGGUAAUAAAAAUAACAACAUUACAGGUAAUAGUUGUUUUACACAUCCUAUAUCACGAUCAAUGUCAUUACCCUCUUCACCCGAAAAAAUUCUUACUUUACAAGAUGAUUCACGAGUUCAAGAAUUACUGCAUACAAUGUUUCGAUAUCAAAAUGGACCAAAAUAUCAACCAAUCCCGCCAAUGUCGUAUAUAAAAGCGUCAACAAAACAUCAUUUUCGAGCGACAAGUCUUGGGGCUGCUUUACAUCGUGGAAGUGUGAUUAGAUAUCACAAUAGAAAUGAUGACGAUAAUGAGAUUAUCAAGGAAAAACAACAAAUUAUAACGCAUUAUCUAUUGACUCGGACAUGGAUUCCAGAAAAAAGUGUUGAUGAAUUAAGUUUGCAGCGCGAACCGCAUAAACAAAAAAGUAGCCAAGAUGCUACUGUUUGA
Molecule: messenger RNA, 2076 nt
Organism: Entrophospora sp. SA101
Lineage: Eukaryota; Fungi; Glomeromycota; Glomeromycetes; Entrophosporales; Entrophosporaceae
Source: the annotation of a GenBank genome assembly